AUGGUCCGAUUUCCUACCCUCGCCGGACCUGCGAAAUUCGCUGUUUCGGCAUUGUGCACGUACCGGCUGUCGCAUCCGACUUUAAUACUGUCCAACGCAGCUAACACAACCUGUUGGAAGGCCUGUCUGCGUUAUCCCCAAGGAACGGCUCGGAGCUCGAUCUGUCGGGAACGACAAAGGUCGAAUGGUCCUCCUCAGAGUGGCUCCGACCCUUACACCUUUAACAUCUAUCUUCUCAACAAGGACAUAAUCCCCAGCUUGUAUCUGAAAAUCGCAUCCAACCUAACAACCUCGGACGAUGAGUACACAUUCGACAGCGUUGACGUUCUUCCUGGAUCCGGUUACAUCUUCGCCUUCAAAGAUGUCUCAUCCAACAAUACCCUCGCUCAGUCCGGAGAAUUCAGCAUUGUCGUUCAUGCAGAUAGUACCACUGCUUCAGUGGCCACCUCUACGGCCACGGCUACAAGCACUGGUACAGCGACGGGCUCAAGCACUGAUGCGCAGACUGGGGCUGGAGCACGCACUUUCGGGCUGCCCGUUGCUGAGGGUGCGAUGAUUGUUGUUGUCGGGAUGAUAUUUGCGCUACAAGGGAACCCUUGA
Molecule: messenger RNA, 600 nt
Organism: Penicillium macrosclerotiorum
Lineage: Eukaryota; Fungi; Ascomycota; Eurotiomycetes; Eurotiales; Aspergillaceae
Product: GPI anchored serine-threonine rich family protein
Exons: 3
Coding region: 1-600 (199 amino acids)
Source: RefSeq, a predicted model, not a curated record